CCUCCCUCUGCACCUAUUGAAAUGCAUUGGGAAGAUUCGAGAGAUUUCUGGACGUUCGCGUUCUCGAACACUCUCGGCUGAGCGUAUAUAAACCGUCACUGGCGUAACGCACACGCUUGUUACGGAUCUCCCGAAGCUAUUCACAAAAGCAUCCAAGAUGCCCGAGGCACAUGACCAGCUGAUGGAGGAGGAGGCAGAGACUUUUGCCUUCCAGGCUGAGAUUGCUCAGCUGAUGUCUCUGAUCAUCAACACCUUCUACUCCAACAAAGAGAUCUUUCUCAGAGAGCUCAUCUCCAACUCUUCAGACGCUUUGGAUAAAAUCCGCUAUGAAAGUCUCACAGACCCAAGCAAGCUGGACUCCGGAAAAGACCUCAAAAUUGAAAUCAUUCCCAACAAGCAAGAUCGCACACUGACUAUUAUCGAUACCGGCAUUGGUAUGACAAAGGCUGACCUCAUCAAUAACCUGGGAACCAUCGCCAAAUCCGGCACAAAGGCCUUUAUGGAGGCCCUGCAGGCUGGAGCAGACAUUUCCAUGAUUGGUCAGUUUGGAGUGGGUUUCUAUUCUGCCUACCUGGUGGCCGAGAAAGUCACUGUCAUCACCAAACACAACGAUGAUGAGCAGUAUGCUUGGGAGUCAUCUGCAGGCGGAUCCUUUACAGUUAAAGUGGACAACUCUGAGCCAAUCGGCCGUGGCACAAAAGUGAUCCUGCAUUUGAAGGAGGACCAGACAGAGUACAUUGAAGAGCGCCGAAUCAAGGAAAUCGUGAAGAAGCACUCGCAGUUCAUUGGCUACCCCAUCACACUCUUUGUGGAGAAGGAGCGUGACAAGGAGGUGAGUGACGAUGAGGCAGAAGAGGAAAAGGAAAAGGAGAAAGAUGAAGAGGAGGGAGAGAAAGACGAGGAUAAGCCUGAGAUUGAAGAUGUGGGCUCAGACGACGAAGACCAGGAUGACAAGAGCUCCGACAAGAAGAAAAAGAAGAAGAUCAAGGAGAAGUACAUCGACAAGGAGGAGCUGAACAAGACCAAACCUCUGUGGACGCGCAACCCUGAUGACAUCACCAACGAGGAGUACGGCGAGUUCUACAAGAGCCUCACCAAUGACUGGGAGGAUCAUCUCGCUGUCAAACACUUUUCCGUGGAAGGUCAGCUGGAAUUCCGCGCUCUACUCUUUGUGGCUCGAAGAGCUCCAUUUGAUCUGUUUGAGAACAAGAAAAAGAAGAAUAACAUCAAACUGUACGUGCGCAGAGUCUUCAUCAUGGACAACUGCGACGAACUCAUCCCAGAGUACCUUAACUUCAUUAAGGGUGUUGUGGACUCUGAGGACUUGCCCCUGAACAUCUCCAGAGAGAUGCUCCAGCAAAGCAAGAUCCUGAAAGUGAUCCGCAAGAACCUGGUCAAGAAGUGCCUUGAGCUCUUCACGGAGCUUGCAGAGGACAAAGACAACUACAAGAAGUUCUACGAGCAGUUCUCCAAGAACAUCAAGCUUGGAAUCCAUGAAGACUCGCAGAACAGAAAGAAAUUGUCAGAAUUGCUGCGUUACUACACAUCUGCCUCCGGAGACGAGAUGGUGUCCCUCAAAGAUUAUGUUACUCGCAUGAAGGACACCCAGAAGCACAUCUACUACAUCACAGGUGAGACCAAAGAUCAGGUGGCCAACUCUGCCUUUGUGGAGCGUCUGCGCAAAGCUGGUCUGGAGGUGAUCUACAUGAUUGAGCCCAUUGACGAGUACUGCGUUCAGCAGCUGAAGGAGUUUGAGGGCAAGAAUCUGGUGUCAGUGACCAAAGAAGGUCUGGAGCUGCCUGAGGAUGAGGACGAGAAGAAGAAGCAGGAAGAGAAGAAGGCCAAGUUUGAAAACCUGUGCAAGAUCAUGAAAGACAUCCUGGAGAAGAAAGUCGAGAAGGUCACCGUCUCAAAUCGUCUGGUGUCUUCGCCGUGCUGCAUCGUCACAAGCACAUAUGGCUGGACGGCCAACAUGGAGAGGAUCAUGAAGGCCCAGGCUCUGAGGGACAACUCCACCAUGGGCUACAUGGCUGCCAAGAAGCACCUUGAGAUCAAUCCAGAUCAUUCCAUCAUGGAAACCCUCAGACAGAAAGCCGAAGCUGACAAGAACGACAAAUCCGUGAAGGAUCUGGUGAUCCUUCUAUUCGAAACCGCACUGCUCUCCUCUGGCUUCACACUGGACGACCCACAGACGCACUCCAACCGCAUCUACAGGAUGAUCAAACUCGGCUUAGGCAUCGAUGAGGAUGACCUGUCGACAGAAGAGCCAAGCCCCGCCCCCGUCGAGGACAUGCCACCAUUGGAAGGAGAUGACGACACAUCUCGCAUGGAGGAAGUCGACUAAGAACGCAGCAAUACCAUUUGCUAGUUCAUGUUUGCAGCUCUGUAAAAAGUAUAAAUUAAUGUUCAAAAUUAUGAUUAUUCCUGAAUGUUCAUGUUCUUCUUGACCACAAUGCAGUUUAAAGUCAUUCGAUUUUUGUUGGCAUUGCUUUCAGAGAACCAUUACCAUCUCAACCCCUCCCUUUUUAUUCUGAACUGUGUACGCACUUUUUUUUUAAAUUUUUUAUUUAUUAACAUUUCAACGAUUUUUGUUUUGUUUUGUUCGAAUGUUAAGUGGGUUGUGAAGUGCAUGACACUGAUACUGUAUUGCUGGCAUGGUGUGACUCUGAAAUAAAGCUUACCAUAUCAGGUUAUUUGA
This is a messenger RNA of Myxocyprinus asiaticus (Chinese sucker), 2698 nucleotides long. Its product is annotated as heat shock protein HSP 90-alpha. The record is from RefSeq and is a predicted model, not a curated record. The coding region runs from base 158 to 2344 and encodes 728 amino acids. Gene Ontology annotation, cellular component: cytosol; nucleus; protein-containing complex. Gene Ontology annotation, biological process: protein stabilization; protein folding; cellular response to heat. The transcript is spliced from 11 exons. Gene Ontology annotation, molecular function: disordered domain specific binding; ATP hydrolysis activity; ATP-dependent protein folding chaperone. Lineage: Eukaryota; Metazoa; Chordata; Actinopteri; Cypriniformes; Catostomidae.